AUGAUGGAGUCGGCAUCGCUGCUGAGUCUCUCACCUGAACUCAUCUUCCAAAUCGUCGACCACACCAACUGUCCCUCCACAAUCUUUACCCUUGCUCUCACCUGCUCUGCUUUGCAUAGGCAGUGUCAACCCGCUCUGAAACAGCACCACGAUGCCUACAACAAGUACAGAAUUACCUCGGACCUAUCCCCUGAAACGGUACUUCAUCUACUGAGAGAUGGCCCCACGGCGGAAAUCGAGAGGUGGCAUGUUCGUGAGCUGGAGAUUUGGGGAAGUCGAGAAGGUUGGGAAGACUGGCGAUCAUGGGAUCCAAAGCUACCCGGCUCAUACGGACUUGCUGAAGAAGCUCCUUCGAGAUCAGCAUUGAGUGCACAAGAAUUACAGACAUGCACCCGAAAGAUGACCGACUGGUGGGAGCGCUCUGAAGACCAAAUCGACAUGCUUCAAAGAAAUCUGCAAGGAGGCCGUGAUAGCAUGCUGAAAAUGCUCCUCGUCGCCUCGUGCCCUCGGCUUCAUAGCAUCAGAUUUGCCAAGCGUCCGAACGACUGUCUCGCAGUUCUCUCCUGGAUUGCAAUGGCGAUCGAGUGGUGCAUACACGACAAAUGGCCACCAGGCUUCGAGUCGCUGCAAAAUAUGGCGGUUGGCGUUUCCGUAGGCGUAUUGCCCGACGAAGACGAUGGAAUGUUCAUAUGCUGUUCCGACAUCGAAAAGGUGUUACGCCUCCCCAAUCUCAAGAACCUGUACAUAUGCGAACCUAUCCCAGAACUAGAAUGGGCAAUGAUGGAAGAGGAAGGUAUAGAUGAAAUGGAGGACUUGGAUUUCGAGUUUGACUACCUGUACGACUUCCCCGUCCGCACAUCAAGUGUCAAGUGUCUUUUUAUCGACAGUCCCUGCGAUCUCCCUCCACAAUUCUACACGGCUAUUGUUAGGGCACCAAAAGACCUUGAAACCCUCGUUAUCAGGGAACGACGCUCGACUAUACCUCAUGAACAUCGGCUUGUCUCGCUCUUGGAUGACCUAUCACUCGAACAACCGCAGCUAAAGCAAUUCAUAGUUUACAACGGCACAGAAAUAGGUGGCGAAUAUACCUUUCCGCAUCUUCCUUGCAAGUUCAAGGCUUUUAGGGGCAUAACACAUUUCAGUAUAGCAGCUAGUGAAAUCGAACAUGAGUGCUACGAGAUCACGCCUCCGGUCAUCUUGCAAGCCGAAGAGUAUCGACAAACCUUUCCGCCUAGUAUGGAAGCAAUUUAUGUCUGGGGGUUCCCCGACCUCUACUACUGGGAGCUUCACCCAUGUGAAAACCUGGAUUUGCUUCUCGCGCGACUCAUCCAGUCAGGUGGUUACAAGAAUCUCAAAGUCAUCUACGUCGAUAACGUGGAAAGCGUGCAUAGGGCUGCGAUUGGAGGCCUUCCCAUCACAAAGGAACAGGAAGGGCGUGCUUUCCCGAAGACUCUCGCUGCCGGACGAGAAGCCGGUGUGCACGUCUGCACGCUCACGAACAGAGACGAUGGAGGUUAUUGGAAGAACUUCCCUGCCAGGCCUGAUUGGUUUGACCUCAAAACUGGUUCUUGCGGAGAAAGGCCGGCAGACUGGGGGCUGAACCUUUAUACGGGCGAAUGGGGCCCGGAUUGCAAGGGAUGCGGAGAGUGUAACAAAUGCCUGUCGGUGUAUCCUGCUGAGCGGUGGAAAAAGAUGAAGAAUGAUGUUGCGGCAUAA
This is a messenger RNA of Fusarium poae, 1716 nucleotides long. RefSeq lists its product as uncharacterized. The transcript has a single exon. NCBI's taxonomy places the organism in Eukaryota, Fungi, Ascomycota, Sordariomycetes, Hypocreales, Nectriaceae. Bases 1 to 1716 code for a protein of 571 amino acids. The record is from RefSeq and is a predicted model, not a curated record.